UUGGUCCAAACCUGAUUCCGGUAGGGCAGCCGUCCAACUAAGGACCGAGGGGGAAAAACAGAGACGAAGAACUGUCAGUUUCCGAAAUAAAGACAGCAUUUCAAUCUGGUUUGGUCAAUAGGUUGUGAGUGUGAUGGCGUCGGGCAGUACGAGCAGUGAGGAGGAGAGGAGUCUGAGGGAGUGUGAGCUGUAUGUGCAGAAACAUAACAUUCAACAGCUGCUGAAGGACUGCAUCGUACAGCUAUGUACCUCCCGGCCAGACAGACCCAUGGCCUUCCUCAGAGAGUACUUCGAGAGGCUGGAGAAGGAGGAGGCUAAGCAGAACCUACAGCUGCAGAAGUCCAACUCUCGCUCCGACUCCCGCGAGGAUGAGGUGUCUCCUCCCAUGAAUCCCGUGGUGAAGGGGCGGCGGCGGCGCGGUGCCAUCAGCGCCGAGGUCUACACAGAGGAAGACGCCGCCUCCUACGUCAGAAAGGUCAGGGGGGGUCAGCCCUCAGCCAAUCACGCAUCGCUACAGGUUAUUCCUAAAGACUACAAAACGAUGGCCGCCCUGGCUAAAGCCAUUGAGAAGAACGUGCUGUUUGCCCACCUGGACGACAACGAGAGAAGUGACAUCUUUGACGCCAUGUUUUCUGUUACCUACAUCGCCGGGGAGACGGUCAUUCAGCAAGGUGACGAGGGAGAUAACUUCUACGUCAUUGACCAGGGAGAGAUGGAUGUGUAUGUGAACAAUGAGUGGGUGACCAAUAUUGGGGAGGGGGGCAGCUUUGGCGAGCUAGCCCUGAUCUAUGGGACCCCCAGGGCCGCCACGGUCCGAGCCAAGAGCAACGUCAAACUGUGGGGCAUCGACAGAGACAGUUACAGGAGGAUACUCAUGGGAAGCACUUUGAGAAAGCGUAAGAUGUAUGAGGAAUUCCUCAGCAAGGUGUCCAUUUUAGAGUCUCUGGACAAGUGGGAGAGGCUGACGGUAGCUGAUGCUCUGGAGACCGUUCAGUUUGAGGACGGACAGGAGAUCGUGGUUCAGGGUGAACCUGGAGAUGAGUUCUUCAUCAUCCUGGAGGGUUCAGCGGCUGUACUCCAGAGACGGUCAGAGAAUGAAGAGUUUGUGGAGGUGGGCAGACUGGGGCCCUCGGACUAUUUUGGUGAGAUCGCCCUGUUGAUGAACCGUCCCCGUGCUGCGACCGUGGUCUCCCGCGGCCCUCUGAAGUGUGUGAAGCUGGACCGCCCGCGGUUCGAACGCGUUCUGGGGCCCUGCUCAGACAUCCUGAAGAGGAACAUUCAGCAGUACAACAGCUUUGUCUCUCUCUCCGUCUGAGUCCCUCCAUUCUUCUAUCGCUCUAUCCCUCCACUCCUUCGCCCUCUGGCUCCCCCCCCCCCUCCCGGCUCAUCCCUCCUUCCUUAACAACGGGUUCCACCAAUGAUCUGUUUAUUUUCUUCAUGUUUCUAACCCUCCACCCGGGGCUCCAGAUCACUUGGCUGGGACUUUGUUGUUGUUCUGGUGUUAUUGUAUUUGCUAUGAACCCAGAUUCAUUUGAUUUGACACGUAUGCAAUGAACUCUGUUGGAGGGCACAAUAUUUCUGUAGUAUUUUAAUGUCAACUAUGAAGACAGGAUGAGUUGUCUCUGUAGUGUUCAGACGGUAACAGGUUAGAGAGGGUCUGUUCAGACCCAGGGUUCCAAUAGAAUUACAAUGUGGUUCCAUUAGGGUUAGUUCCAUUACUGUUCACCCAGUGUUCUCUCUGACACCGGGUCAAAACUAAGGCCUUGUAAUGUGUGGACUAGACACACCAUGAGUCUGUCCUGGUUAGGGUCCAGAAGACCUUGUAAUGUGUGGACUAGACACACCAUGAGUCUGUCCUGGUUAGGGUCUAGAAGACCUUGUAAUGUGUGGACUAGACACACCAUGAGUCUGUCCUGGUUAGGGUCCAGAAGACCUUGUAAUGUGUGGACUAGACACACCAUGAGUCUGUCCUGGUUAGCGUCCAGAAGACCUUGUAAUGUGUGGACUAGACACACCAUGAGUCUGUCCUGGUUAGGAUCCAGAAGACCUUGUAAUGUGUGGACUAGACACACCAUGAGUCUGUCCUGGUUAGAGCCCAGAAGACCUUGUAAUGUGUGGACUAGACACACCAUGAGUCUGUCCUG
Salmo salar (Atlantic salmon) is the source of this 2144-nucleotide messenger RNA. NCBI's taxonomy places the organism in Eukaryota, Metazoa, Chordata, Actinopteri, Salmoniformes, Salmonidae. The record is from RefSeq and is a predicted model, not a curated record.